Messenger RNA from Passer domesticus (house sparrow), 4883 nucleotides. Its product is annotated as immunoglobulin superfamily member 10-like. The record is from RefSeq and is a predicted model, not a curated record. Bases 361 to 3792 code for a protein of 1143 amino acids. NCBI's taxonomy places the organism in Eukaryota, Metazoa, Chordata, Aves, Passeriformes, Passeridae. The transcript has 3 exons.
GCAGCCACCCCUGCAGCCAUCCCUGCAGCCCAGGGCACUGCAGCCAUCCCUGCAGCGAGCACAGCCACCCCCACAGUGACAGCUCCUACAUCACCAGCUGUGCCUGCAAGCCUUGCACCUGCAAAACCUCUCCCUGGGAGCAUCGGUGCAGUCUUCAGGACCAAAAUACCAGCACUGGGGGUCCCUGAGAGCCCCAAGGACCCCCAGCACAGGCCCACAGCAGGCACACAGACAGCAGCAACCCCGGGCACCUGGAGGAGCACCCUGUCAGCAACGCCCCUGCCUGGCAGCGUGACUGCUCAGAGCCCCCCCGGGGCAGUCCAAGCCACACCAGGCUCGCCGAGGAACACCCAGCUGGCCAUGUCACCUGCUGCUGGUCCUGCCCAGAGCCCCACCAUGGGUCUCCAAACCUCACCGUGGCUGGACGAGCCCCUGGGUGCAGUCAGUGCCACGCCGGGGCCAGCUCCUGCCCAGCAGGCCAGAGCCACGGCCAGGGCAGGAGAAAAGCCCUGCCUGGAGCAGGGGGAGGGAGCUGGCCAGGCAGCAGAGCCCAGAGCCCCAGCAGGAGCCGUGCCCAGCGCUGUCCCUGCUGCCAGCACCCAGCACCCCUGCCCUGUGCCAGCCCCGAGCACAGCCACGCCUGCAGCCCCCCCGAGAGCCUCCUGGCCCCCGCGGGGGCACGGCCAGCCCCAGCCCAGGCCGCCUGCCCAGGGCACGGAGCGGGGGAACACUCUGCAGGCACCAGGGAUCGCAUCUCCGUGGGGAGGGGACAAGGACAGCCCUGCCACUGCCCGGCCUGAACGGCGGCGAAAUCAAGACACCACCACCCUGCCCAGCCCCAGCACCUCGGGUUCUGCAAGCACAAACCAUUUCUCAAAGCCCAGAAUAGUCGGAGGGAAUUUGGCUGCUUUCACUGUGCUGGCGAAUUCUGAUGCUUUUAUUCCUUGUGAAGCUACUGGGAACCCCCCUCCAACAAUCCAGUGGACCAAGAUAUCAUCAGGGCGCGGUGCCGCGGCCCGAGGCCGCUGGUCGGUGCUGCCCAACGGGACGCUGUCCAUCGCGCGGGCGGGCCCGCAGGACGGCGGCCAGUACGAGUGCACGGCGGCCAACGCGCUGGGCCGGGCGCGGCUGCGGGUGGCGCUGGCCGUGCGGGCGCAGCCGCCGCGCAUCGCGGGCGUGCGCGGGCUGACCGCGCUCUCCGGGGGCUCGGCCGCGCUGCCCUGCCGCGCCCGGGGCAGCCCCGCGCCCAGCAUCUCCUGGCUGCUGCCCGACGGCACCGAGCUGCGGCAGGGCGCGGCGGGCGGCCGGGCGAGCGUGGGGCCCGACGGCUCGCUGCUGCUGCGGGCGCUCUCCGUGCACGACCGCGGCACCUACACCUGCCGGGCCAGCAGCGCCGCGGGCACCGACACGCUGCCGCUCAGGCUGCAGGUGGUGGCGGCCCCUCCCAGCAUCCUGGAGGAGAAGCGGCAGAGCGUGGCGGGGGCCGCGGGGCAGAGCCUGAGCCUGCCGUGCACGGCGCAGGGGCAGCCCGAGCCCGCCGUGCGCUGGGUGCUGCCGUCGGGCGCGGCGCUGCGGCCGCUGCAGGUGCUGCACGGCCGGCUGCUGCUGCUGGCCAACGGCACGCUGCUCCUGGGCAGCGCGGCCCCCUCCGACAGCGGCACCUACGAGUGCAUCGCCACCAGCUCCACGGGCUCGGACAGGAGGGUGGUCACCCUCGCGGUGCACAGCGCAGAGACGCUCCCGAAAAUUGCCAUCGCCUCCCAGGAGCUGACUCGGCUGAACUUCGGGGAGAGGCUGCUUCUGAACUGUACGGCAAGCGGGGAGCCCAAGCCCAGGAUAAUCUGGAGGUUGCCCUCCAAGGCUGUUGUGGACCAGUGGCACAGAAUGGGAAGCCGGAUCCAUGUCUACCCCAACGGAUCCUUGGCUAUUGAGGCAGUUACAGAAAAGGAUGCAGGUGAUUACCUGUGCGUCGCAAGAAACAGAAUUGGGGAUGAUCUGAUUCUGAUGAAAGUCAGCAUCACAAUGAAACCAGCCAAGAUUGACCACAAACAGCAGUUCAAGAAACUGGUGCCCUAUGGGAAGGAUUUCAGAGUGGACUGCAAGGCCUCAGGGUCGCCCACACCAGAGAUAUCCUGGGGCCUGCCAGACGGGACGGUGGUGAACAACGCGAUGCUGGCGGAUGACAGCGGGCGCCGGGCUCGCAGGUACGUCCUCUUCAACAAUGGCACUCUGUACCUCAACAAAGCUGGGGUGGCAGAAGGAGGAGACUACACCUGCUACGCCCAAAACACGCUGGGGAGGGACGAGAUGAAGAUCCACGUCACGGUCAUUGUGGCAGCCCCUCAAAUAAAGCACAACUACAAGACACACGUUACAGUGACAGCUGGAGACACAGCCCUGCUGGACUGUGAGGCUACUGGCGAGCCCAGGGCACAGAUAUUCUGGUUGCUGCCCUCCAGUGAGAUGAUCUCCUCGUCCACAGACAGGCACACCCUGCACGCCAACGGCUCGCUCUCCGUCAGCCAGGCCAGCCUGCUGGAUGCUGGGGAGUACCUGUGUGUGGCUCGGAACCCUGGCGGGGAUGACAGCAAACUGUACAAGCUGGACGUGGCUGCUAAACCCCCCAUCAUAAAUGGUUUAUACAGGAACAAAACGAUCAUGAAGGUGACGGCAGUGAGGCACUCCAAGAAACACAUUGACUGCCGGGCAGAAGGGACACCUCCUCCUCAGAUUAUGUGGAUCAUGCCUGAUAACAUUUUCCUAACAGCCCCAUAUUAUGGGAGCAGGAUUGUGGUGCACAAAAACGGGACACUUGAGAUUCGGAACAUCAGGCCCUCAGACACGGGGGAUUUUAUCUGUGUGGCACGUAAUGCCGGGGGAGAGACUGUGCUGGUGGUGCAGCUGGAAGUCACAGAAAUGCUACGGAGACCAAUGUUCAAAAACCCUUUCAACGAAAAAAUCAUAGCAAAACCUGGGAAAACGAUCACACUGAACUGUUCUGUGGAUGGAAACCCUCCCCCGGACAUAAGCUGGAUGCUGCCCAAUGGCACGUGGUUUUCCAGCAGCAUCAGGACAUCCCAGUUUUCCACAGGAAGCAAUGGCACCCUGACCAUCUACAGUCCCGAGACGCAGCACGCCGGGCGCUACCGCUGUGCUGCCCGCAACCAGGUCGGCUACAUCGAAAAGCUGAUGCUGCUGGAGGUUGCCCAGAAGCCCCAGAUCCUCACCCGGCCUGCAGGGCUGGUGAAGGGGGUCAGCGGGGAGCCUUUGUCGCUGCACUGCGUGGCCGAGGGCAGCCCCAAGCCCAGGCUGGCGUGGACGCUGCCGGGGGGCCGCGUGCUGGAGCGGCCGCAGCUGGGCGGGAGGCACGUGCUGCUGGAGAACGGCACCCUGCUCAUCCGGGCAGCCGCGCCCCACGACGCGGGCAGCUACCUGUGCAGGGCCCACAACCACGCUGGAGACUCCUCCCUCACCGUUCCCGUCGUGGUCACAGCCUACGCCCCACGGAUCGUGGGCAGAGCCCCCCCGGCCAUCCGCGCCCUGCCAGGGGCAGCAGUGCAGCUCCACUGCGUCGCGCUGGGCAUCCCCAAACCAGAAAUUACCUGGGAGUUACCUGACCGCUCCAUGCUCUCUACAGCUCGCCAGGGCCGGGGCUCUGGGGGAGAGCUGCUCCACCCCACGGGGACCCUGCUCCUGCAGAACCCCCGGCCCUCCAGCUCUGGCACGUACAAGUGCACAGCGAGGAACCCCCUUGGCACUGACUCUGCAGUCACCUACGUCCACGUCAUCUGAGCCAGAAACGCAGCAGGAAUGGUGGGGAACACAGGCUGCACCCGGGCUGGGCUCACCCUGCAAUGGCUUUAAUCAAAGACAGCCACAAGCACGUGAGUGCCUGGACACAUCACAGCGUUCAGUCUGCAGUCACUGGGCAAAAGGAGAGAGGAAAGGGAAAAUUAGCUCUACCGUUAUUAGCUAGCAUUGGUUCUCUCCAUGUUCAGGGGAUUUAAAGGAAAGCCCGAGCCACAGCAGGAACAAACCCCACAGUUUGUUACCUGAGCCACAUCAGGAACAAACCCCACAGUGCCCGAGCCAUGGCAGGAACAAACCCCACAGGUGCCCGGCUGCACCACCCUGGCACAGGGGCCAGCAGGUGGGGAGGACAGCGAGGGCAGGAGAGUGUCCUGCACAGCAAGGACACAGGCAGCACCUGAGAACUCUCAGAACACCUGCUCUUGUCCUGCCCUGCAGAAGAGAAGGCUGCAGGGGGGCCCCAUUGCAGCUGUGGCACUGAGCACGGCGGGAUUGGCACCCCAAACUCAGUGCCCACCAUCCAUCUCUGGUCUCUCAGCUUUACAGACCUGCCCCCUAAAUCCCCAGCUGCUCUUCUCAUUUGACCCAGUGAAAAUGCACGUGAUUCUAAUGCUUUUAAUGAAGGGAUUCUUUGGAAAUCUGAUGUGCUGAAUAAAACUGGAGUAAUCCUCUACCCUAACGACUCUGUGGGCGCUACAGAAACCGCCCGAGCUUUGCUCAGCAGAACCUGGUGCUUACUGAAGGCAGUUUCAGUGUUUUACAAGACUUCAGCAUCUUUUUCCUUUCUGAAACCAAAUCCUUCACUUUAAACCUGUUGUGUAAUCUCCUGGCCACCAGGCUGUAGUAACUGCUGAGGUUAGUCAGAGGCACUAAGCAGCACACGGAGGUUUUUUGGGACAUAAACACAACCCGCAGCAUCUUCUGCUGUGCAGGUGCUGGCAGAGGAGUCUGCACCAGGCAGGUGCCCAUUGCAGCAACACUCUCCCAUCAGUUUGUUCAACAUAUAAGAACUAUUUUAAAAACCCUCAAAAAUGGAUUAAAAUUGUAUAAGAUUAAUGCUUUUUAACUCAAAA